AUGUUUGACCAUUCAAAAUCUUAACUAACACCUGUCACCCAUUUUUUAGAAAGAGAGAGAAAAAAAAGGGUUCAUUAGAUUUGUUUUGUGUUUGUGUUGUUUUGUUUUGGUUUCAUUUUUGUUAUGUUGUUUGCAGAAAACAACUGAAACAGGAGGAAGAAGAGAGAGAUAGAGAAACAAGAGAGAGAAACAAGAGAGAGAGAGAGAGUUUCUUUCUCUCAUUUUUGUGUUUCUCUCUUUUGUUUUUGAUAAGAAAAAUAGUUUUUUUUUUUUAGGUUUGAUUUGUGGGUAUUUAGAUUUUUGAGUGUGUUGGGGUUGGUAUCAAGAAAUAUGAAUAUGAUGAGAAGGUUGAAAAGCAUUGCUUCUGGAAGAACCUCUGUUUCAUCAGAUCCUGGAGGGGAUUCUACAACAAAAAGAGCCAAGUUUGAUUUAGAAACUGAAGGAAAGGAAAAUGAAGAAACAAACCGUGGUGAGAGGGGCGGAAAUAACCAGGAUAAGUACGUAGAUGCAGUAGAAGAGACAUCUAGUUCAUGUAAUUCUAAUGUUUCUGCGGUGGCUAAAACCGAGAAGUCAGGUUUUGAUCAGCUUCCAAAAGAAUUACACGAAAUGAAAAUUAAAGAUGAUAAAAGCAAAAACAACAAUGAAAAGGAUAUGGAGGCAACUGUUGUGAACGGAAAUGGAACAGAAACUGGUCAAAUAAUUACAACUUCUAUUGGUGGUCGAGAUGGACAACCAAAGAGGAUAAUCUCAUACAUGGCAGAACGUGUCGUUGGUACCGGUUCUUUUGGCGUUGUUUAUCAGGCUAAGUGUGUUGAAACUGGCGAAUCUGUUGCAAUAAAGAAAGUCUUACAAGACAAGAGAUAUAAAAACAGGGAACUCCAGGUUAUGCGUAUGCUUGAACAUACUAAUGUUCUUAAACUAAAGCACUGUUUCUACUCGACGGCUGAAAAAGAUGAGGUGUACCUUAACUUAGUUUUGGAGUUUGUACCUGAAACUGUCUACAGAGUUUCAAAGCACUAUGUCAGGAUGCACCAACACAUGCCUAUAAUUUAUGUGCAACUAUAUACAUAUCAGAUAUGCCGCGGUUUAAAUUAUUUGCAUCAUGUGGUUGGAGUCUGUCACCGUGACAUCAAACCACAGAAUCUAUUGGUUAAUCCCGCGUGUCAUCAGUUAAAGAUAUGUGAUUUUGGGAGUGCAAAAAUGUUGUUGCCCGGUGAACCCAACAUAUCGUACAUAUGCUCGCGGUAUUAUAGAGCUCCUGAACUUAUAUUUGGUGCAACGGAAUACACAACUGCUAUUGAUGUUUGGUCUGCUGGCUGUGUUUUGGCUGAGCUUCUUCUAGGACAGCCGUUGUUUCCCGGAGAGAGUGGGGUUGAUCAGUUGGUAGAGAUCAUUAAGAUCUUGGGAACACCUACCAGAGAAGAAAUAAAGUGCAUGAAUCCAAAUUACAGUGAAUUUAAGUUUCCACAGAUUAAAGCUCACCCAUGGCACAAGAUCUUUCACAAGAGCAUGCCUUCUGAAGCAGUGGAUCUUGUGUCGAGGAUGCUUCAAUAUUCUCCAAAUCUACGCUGCACUGCUUUGGAUGCAUGUGCACAUUCUUUCUUUGAUGACCUUCGGGAUCCAAACGCCCGCUUACCGAAUGGACAAGAACUUCCCCCUUUGUUUGAUUUCACAGCCCAAGAGUUAGCUGGCGCACCUGAUGAGUUGCGUCGACGUCUAAUUCCCGAGCAUGCAAGGAGUUGAUUUUUUUGUCUUGAGCAUUGCAAAAUUGGUCUUUGGAUGAAUAGAUAACCAGAGCAGAAAUGCCCCUAACAGUUCAGGUCUCUGCUGUCCAACCUCCACAAUCAUGAUGACUAUACAACUCAUUUGAACCUGAAAAAACUUUGCAACCUCUUUAUCAAAGGACCUGCAGAUGACAAUCACAUGGAUGAUGUAGGAGUGCCAUUUUUUAAGUAGAUUAUCAUUGAUGUAUGCCUCAGUUUUAAAAGAUAAUGAGUUCAUAAAAUUCUUUUACUCAUGUUUCAUAUAGUUCCAGCUCGUUUGUUCCUCAAAGUGAUCUAUGUGGAAUCAUCAAUCAAAUGAAUAGCCAUCUUUUUUUAUUUUGCAUGUGACUCUAGGUUCUGCCAACUACCGAGUUUUGUUAAACUACAUAUUUUGGACUAAAGCCCAUAUAAAUUGAUGACCUGUAAGCAUUUUUUCCUUAA
This is a messenger RNA of Medicago truncatula (barrel medic), 2204 nucleotides long. RefSeq names its product shaggy-related protein kinase theta. Lineage: Eukaryota; Viridiplantae; Streptophyta; Magnoliopsida; Fabales; Fabaceae. Gene Ontology annotation, biological process: cell differentiation; signal transduction; peptidyl-threonine phosphorylation. Gene Ontology annotation, cellular component: cytoplasm; nucleus. The transcript has 13 exons. The coding region runs from base 331 to 1743 and encodes 470 amino acids. Gene Ontology annotation, molecular function: ATP binding; protein serine/threonine kinase activity. The record is from RefSeq and is a predicted model, not a curated record.